GUUCGCACUCUAUCGCUUGGCAAGACUGUAAAAAUGAAAAGACAGAAAUCACAGCCACUUUUAACAAAGUUUGGAUUCAAACAGCAAAGAAAGGAGUCAGCGGCCGCAGGUGUGUCAGUGCUAACUAGUAUAGAAUUAGUGUUCAUUUAGCUUCGCUGGGCUUGUCAUUUCACGCAUUAGUUUGUUUCUGGGAGCUUACAUAACAAUCCAAGUUUGUGAAAAGCAUAAGACCAGAUCAUACUUCUACAUGUUUUUUCAUACCAUAGGAUACUACAAAAAAUAUAAUCAAGCAGUUUUUCUUUCUUUGACAUCAAAAGACGAUGAUGAGAACCAAAAAAACUUGUUAAUUACUGCGGACACAUAAAAGGCAAAAUUAUAUUGGCCUCUUAAUUCAAAUGAACAAUGUCCGCUUCCUAGCCUCCUUUUAUGUUCUCCAACACGUGCUAACUAUCCUCGAUCAACCUUGUAAGUCAUUUCAGCAAUCAGCAAUCAAUUUCAGUCACUUAAACCAGAAAUUGCUUGGGCAAAGGCAGCAUUGGAGGAAGUCGCUAUGAGUGAGACACCUAUCAAGGCAUUCACCCCUGAUGUAAAGCAAGGGAGGAUAGCCAUGUUGCAUUUUUUGCCAAAAGAAAAUCAAGUGACAUCCACUAGAAAUCUGCUCUGAAAGUAUGUUUCUGCACUCAAAGAAAACAUUGAAUUAAGGUUCCAUAAUACUCUCCCUUUGCUUGGAGCACUCUCCAUCUUUGAUCCAAAUCUUAUUCCUACCAGCGCUACUGAGCUUUCCUCUUAUGGAGUUGAAUCUAUCCGAGUACUUGCUUCUCAUUACUGUCCUGAGCAACACGACCGACUACUAGCAGAGUGGAACAUUCUCAAGUAUCAUAUGAAGGAGAAGACCAUUCCAGCUGAUGUUAAGGAAGAGAAGACCAUUAUGCCAGCAGAGUGGUGCAUGGGCCAAAUGAUGAUUCAAAGGUCUACCUUCACAUCGCUUCUCCCAUCAGCAAUGCAUGGCCUUAGAGGGCUGCUAGUCGAGUGUAGUUGA
Molecule: messenger RNA, 1039 nt
Organism: Porites evermanni
Lineage: Eukaryota; Metazoa; Cnidaria; Anthozoa; Scleractinia; Poritidae
Source: the annotation of a GenBank genome assembly